Molecule: messenger RNA, 1035 nt
Organism: Hyphopichia burtonii NRRL Y-1933
Lineage: Eukaryota; Fungi; Ascomycota; Pichiomycetes; Serinales; Debaryomycetaceae
Exons: 1
Coding region: 17-979 (320 amino acids)
Cellular component (GO): endomembrane system
Source: RefSeq, a predicted model, not a curated record
ACAAACUACACUAAAGAUGAAGUUGGGCUUCUUUUGGAUCACCAUAUUGUUGAGUGUUUUCUUGAAAGUGUCCGUUGCUGCUAAUUGGAGUCCUCAAGAUUAUGAAAUUUUCAGUUUAAAUGACAAGAUUAAACAAGAUAUUGGUCAGGAUGUUACAUUCUACUCCUGGUUGGGAUUAUUACAAGGCCCUAAGUCCACAUUGCAAGAAAUUACCAAAGCCUAUAGAAAGAAAUCACGUCAGUUGCAUCCGGAUAAGUUCGCGGGGAAUAAGAAAUUGAAGAAGACUGUUGAAGAAAGAUUCCAAAGAUUGUCUUUGGUUGGUAACAUCUUGAGAGACCAAUCAUUACGCAGACGUUACGAUUACUUCCUUGAUAAAGGAUUUCCUAAAUGGAAAGGCACUGGUUACUUCUACUCUAAGUUCCGUCCUGGUUUGAUUUUAACUAUUGGUGUUGUUUUUAUUUUAGUCGGAACUCUUCAUUAUAUCUCAUUGAAGAUCAAUAGAAAACAAGACUAUAAACGUAUUGCUACUUUGAAAGAUCAAAUAAAGACUCAGGCUUGGGGUUCACAGUUCCCUCCAUCGGACGGAUCAGACAGGAAAGUAAUGAAUGAAGCAACAGGCAAGCAAUUUCUCAUCUCUGCUCAAGGAGUUGUUAACUUGAUCGAAACGGAUGAAAAUAAUCAACAGUUCUUGAUUCCAAUUGAUGAGUCUGAAAUUAACGUGAACCCUGGCUUCAAAGAAUCUUUGUUUUUCAAGCUUCCUUGUAAUUUAUGGAAUCUUACUUUAGGUAAACUUACUGGUAAAGUAAUUGAUACAACUGUUGUUUUCGACAAGCCUGAGACUACAAUUUCAGCAGAACAAACAGAAACCUUGAAGAAAUCCAAGAAGAAAGCACAUAAAGGCGAUAAAAAGGAGCUUCCAAAUGGUAAAGUUCUUUACGGAAGACCUUCAAAUAAAGCAAGAAAUAGGAAACAAAAAUAAAAUCUAAAACUGCUAUCUUUAAAUAUGUAAUUAAAUAUAUAAGCUAGAGAAUUUAU